Messenger RNA from Helobdella robusta, 873 nucleotides. RefSeq lists its product as hypothetical. NCBI's taxonomy places the organism in Eukaryota, Metazoa, Annelida, Clitellata, Rhynchobdellida, Glossiphoniidae. The transcript has a single exon. The record is from RefSeq and is a predicted model, not a curated record. The coding region runs from base 1 to 873 and encodes 290 amino acids.
AUGACGAGCCAAGAAGAAAGCCAAAUGGUUUCUGAUGGAAUUGUCAAGUGGCGCAGAAAACUGCCUGAAGUCGAUUCGGCUGUGGCUAACGAAAAAUUUGAGAGGCUGAUGGAGAGAAAUAGGAAUUGGGUGGAGCAGAGAAAAAUUAGCUUUCAACAAAACGAGAACCACCGUUAUUUUCAAGUUCAUUUAGACGAGAAAAGAAACAUUUUCGGACAACAAAAAAGUUUUUCUUACGAAUCCGAACAUUAUCCGAAAAUGAGACAAAUAAAUAUUCGACCCACUGAAGCACAAGCAGCUUCUCACAAAAAGCCUACGCUGGUCGACAGAAGAGUCAUGUUGAUUGAAAACAAGCGAAAAAGUUACUCCUUAGACGAGAAUGUUCCAGCAAACUGCACCACACAAACGAAUAAUUUAUGCGAAAGUCGAUCUAGAGGCAGGGACGAACCUAACAGACCAAUUAACACCGCAUACAAUCCACCCUCAGCCCGAGAUACACCCAUUCAAAGCCGUUACAAUUAUUCUCAAGAAGUAAAUAUUGAUAGACGAUAUUCAGAAGCCAUUAAGAACAUAGAACCUCCGCUCUAUGCGAAGUCACCAACACAAAAUGUGAUUCAACGAUCCACCGCAGCUGAGAAGCAACGCCAUUCAAUGGUCAAACCGCAGAACAAAAGACUCGUCAUGCUUCACGAUAUGAAGGCAUUGAACGACAAUGACGACAACCUUAACGGAAACCAAUUUAAAUCUGAAAUAAUAAAAACUCGAGAAGAAUUAAUUGCAGAAAAAAAUAAAAUGUUGAAAAAGCGUAUCAGUUGUAGGCUACCGCUGAGCAAACUUUUAUCGAAAUUUAGAAUGGAACGUGUUAAAAAAUAA